Ostrinia furnacalis (Asian corn borer) is the source of this 2310-nucleotide messenger RNA. It is a transcript of the gene cyr, whose product is annotated as cypher. The transcript has 6 exons. The record is from RefSeq and is a predicted model, not a curated record. The coding region runs from base 10 to 1539 and encodes 509 amino acids. NCBI's taxonomy places the organism in Eukaryota, Metazoa, Arthropoda, Insecta, Lepidoptera, Crambidae.
CGCGCCAGGAUGUGGCGCGCACUACUGCUGGUGUGCCUCGCGACGCCGACGCUGGAGCAGCAGGCGCGGCCCAACCGCGUGCUGGACGUGGCCACCUCCUGCGACAAGGGCUCGCUCACCGUCCACGUGGAGCUCGACCAGCCCUUCAAGGGGCUCGUGUUCAGCAAGGACUUCUCCAGGGAGUGUCGCGUUCAAGGAAAUCUACAACAAAAGAUUUCUCUGCACCUGCCGUCGAACGCGUGUGGCGUGAGGACCUCCACGCUCAACGAGACCUCCGAGGAGCCUGAGGACGAGGAGGACCUGUACUACUUCGUCGAGCUGGUGGUGCAGAUGGACAGCAAGCUACAGCAGUCUUCGGACCAGGAACUGCUUGUUAGGUGUAAAUUACUACCGCGAGCGGUACGGAUAGUCAGCACAGCACUAGAGGGUAUCAUACAAACGAAGAUGCGUGAACUGGUUGGGCAAGAAACAAAGAGAAUAAGGACGGGUCGCAACCGCCAAGGCUUCGACUCUCCAGCGAUGAUGGAGCAGCGGGAGAUGCUGAUGGAGGCGGCCAGGGCGUGGAUGGAUCUGUCCCCAGCCAUGUCUACCAUCGACCCUUCUACUGUAGAAGUCGGUCAGCCCACGAGACUGCUAAUACAGUGCACUUUACCUGUUGGAGUUGGGCUACGCGUCACAAACUGUGUCGCCCAUGAUGGUCUCGGCGAAGCGUCCCAACGGCUGCUGGAUGAAGCCGGGUGCCCCAUAGAUGAGACUAUAUUCAGCAAACCGACUGUACACAAGCACAAACUCAGAAGCUCCGAAAUCGACUUCUCAGACUUGGAGCCUGUCGACAUUCAGCGCAAUAUGGAAGAGAACAGCAACAUCAAACAAUUGAAGACUGACCCUGAAUACAUAUUCAAGAAUAUAAUGACGUAUCAACACGCUUUGACCACUUUUGCUGCUUUCAAGUUUCCCGACCGAUCUAAGUUACAUUUGACCUGUGGUAUUGAGUUGUGCAAAGGGCACUGUCCGCCGAUAGACUGCAAAAUGCUACAAAGACCGCAGCAGACGAAAGACGGCUUGGUGAGGAAGGCUCGUUUAGAUAAAGAUGCGAAAGGAGUAGUCAUUGAUCGGCUUGAAGUCUAUAACAGCAUAGAGGUACUGGCACCUAACAUCGAAUUAGAAGAUGAAGCUUCAAUAAGAGGAUCCCGAAGGAUAGAAUCAGAAGAAGAGGAAUUCGUGCGGACGUUCUCUCCCGGAGACAAAACGAUUUGUCUCUCACCAGGAAAAAUGGCUUUAGCGUUCUGUGUAUUAGGGGUCAUAUUCCUGUGCGCUAUCGCCGUUGCGUUUGUCUCUCUGGUACGAGCCAGGAGACGACUGGGCAGAGAGCCUUUACAUACUUCUCUGUCGUUCUACACUGGUAGUAAAAGCAUGUUCUCAUCCAGUGAGAGCUCUAGUUCAGGUCUAAGCGGCAGCAAACUUCUCCUAACUGAUAGCCCUUACCUGGAUCAUCAUUCGUCGUCUAGCAAUAACUGGCCAUAUUCAAGAGCCUAUUAAAACUAAGUUAAACUAAGUUCAUGGUUUCAAAAUGAAUCAUGUUAAGUCAAUAGGAUUCAACUUCUAUUUCAAUUUGUUUGACAAGGCAAAAAACGGACACAUUUUUAGUACCUUGAUAGUUAAACUAUAUUUACAAAGAUUAAUAAACAAAGAAUUUAUUAGAGACUAGAGAUAGAGCUCCUAUUUAAAAGUCAAACAAAACUAAUUAGAGUUAAUUAUCAAAUUUCAUUGUUUUAUAAAUAAACAAGACUGUGCUUCGAAGCGUGCUUACCUCCAAAGCUUUUCUACGUUAGGUUUUAUACUUAGACGCUAUUUAUUUUAUUAAGAUACAACGAGUUUUGUACAAUUUGAGGUGGUGCUAUUGAUCAAUCAGUCGGCUUCUAGAGCUGGUCACUUGGGGUAAAGGUAAGGGUAAUCUUUCUUAGUUAAACUUUUUAUUUGGUAAGUAGUAUUAAGUUAUUUAUUUACUGGAUAUUACUCAGUUUUCUUUCAAACUAUUGGCAAGAGCAACUAAGUUAAAUCUAAAUUAUUGAAGGUACAUUUAUGAUUUUGGACUAAAAAAAUCGGUUCAUUUUCCAAUUGUAACAAGCAAUAAAAUAAGGAUCAAUGUAGGUAGAUGAUUAUUAUAAAGGCAUGGAAUAAUGAUUAGAUAAUAAAAUCAUACUAUGCUAGUAUCAUUAGCACUACCUCGACACAAUAGGUUAAAUGUAUUUCAUAUUUUUAGAUAACUAUUACUACUGAAUAAGAAAUAAAGAAUGAUUGAUUGUAUUA